AUGACUUCUUUAUAAGAGGUUAAUGAGAAUCUCAGAUAGCAAAUCAUUGAGUUGACUUUUAAAUUGGAAUUAAAGGACAAAGAAAUAGAAUAAAUGAAAUCUCCUCCGAAGUCUUCAAAUCAAUUUGAAACCCAAACUUUAGAAUUAUAGUUAAUAUAAUAUAAGCAUUUGCAAACUAAAUUAGAAAAUGAAAAUGAAUAAUUAAGAAGCAAAUUAAAUCAAAUGGUAAAUUCUCAAGUGGAAGCAUAAAAGGCACUGUUAAAAUAAAAAUAACAAAUGCAGAAUGUAAAUAAAAAUUUAUUUUCUCUUUCUUCAUAAAUUCAAGAAGAGGAUAGUCCAAUUAAGCUAAUUAUUGAUAAAUUAAUAGAUAAAGAAAAAGAUCAACUCAUUACAUAAAGUUUAGAUGUAGAAAGUUAACUAAAAAUGAAUGAAAUAAAACGAAUUAAUAACUAACUUUCUAGCAGAAUUCAACAACUAGAAGAAAAGUCAUAAAAUAUGAUUGCUAGAUAAUUUUAAGAUGCUGCUACUAUUCUAAAACUUAAAAAAGAAAAAUAAGGGUUGAUAGAUUAAUUGUAGCGAUAAGGGUAAGAAUUAGAACAAGAAUUACAGAAAUCGAGGGUUUAAACAAUUCCUGAUAUUGCAAUUUCUUUCUCAGAUUUGUAUUUCGAAAUUCCAUAUAUAGAAUAAAUCAAAGAAAAAUUUGAGUUAUUAAUAUAACAAAUUUUACAACAACUUUUAUCACAAAACUCAAAUUGUGAGUUAGGUGAAUCUUUAGUAAAAACACAUAGAAGUAGCUCUUCUAGAAGAUUAGACUAAGUUUAAAAUUAGUUUAGUGAUAUCUUAAAAUAUAUAAAUAGAGGCUCAUAAAAAAAUAGGGAGUUUACUUUAGAAAAUUAGAUUUUUGAAUCUUUCAUUUAUGAAAAACCUACAACUAAUGAUAAAUCAUCUUAAACUUCAAAUAUUGAAAAUGAUGUAAAUGCUGAAAAUCUUUUGAAUAUAGAGUCAAAACUAUAAGACAAUGUAGUACAAAGCCCACGAUUUUAAGGUGAAUGUAAAGGAAUUGAUGCUGAAUAAUAAACAGAAGAUAUAGAUUUAAAUUAAUUCCUUCUUAAUUCUAUGACACCAUUAAUGUUUUCAGCUAUACCUUAACUUCACACUGAAAGUGAUUUAAUUGAUGAAUAAUAACAAGGAUAAGAUAAAAGCGCUGUCUGCUUGAGGAAUGGAAUAAAAAAUGAUUCAGGAUUUGACGAAGGAUAAUUAAUAGGCAUAGUAGAAUAAUUGACGCUCUAAUUAAAAUACACUAAAAAAUAGUGGUAUAAUUCAGUCGAUAAAUGUUUAAGAGCCUAAGAAGAAUUAGAAAGACUAUCAGAAAUAGAAGCCUAAUAUAAUCACUUAAGUUAGCAGUAUUUAAAUUCCAAGAAUGAAUUAGCGAAAUAAAAAAAUAAGUAUAAGUUGCUGUUAGACAAAUAUUUUGAUCUUGAACUAAAGUAUAUGUAGCAAUGA
Molecule: messenger RNA, 1503 nt
Organism: Paramecium pentaurelia
Lineage: Eukaryota; Ciliophora; Oligohymenophorea; Peniculida; Parameciidae
Source: the annotation of a GenBank genome assembly